AAUCGGAAUUCUUCAUCUCAUAGCUAAGGCAUCUUAUCUAUUCCAUCGUUUUCUUUUUAGCUUUUAUCUACUUUGCUUAAUGAUUGGUCGAAUUAAGGGGGGUUCAACAAUAUGUAUAAAAGUGGAUCACGUUGCUUUGUCACUAUGUCUUCGAGGACCCUAUACAUUACAUCUCUAAAACAUUCUCUAACGAAAAAAUUUUAGAAUUUUAGGAUUGUAAGAUUAUUCCACAACACUUUUAGAAUUUUAUUUUUACAAAAAAUGAAGUUUUUUCAAGUUUUCAUCUGCGUACAAGUUAUUUCCUACACAAUGGGAUUUUCGUUGAAUCCCUGGGCAUCAAACAACCUCCCUGAUAUACUUAAUUUCCCAGUCUUUGAAAAUAUAGAGUUGCGAGCUCCGUAUCGAAAUUGCAGUAAGGACACGUUGGGGGUGAUGAAACGCGUGGAAGUCAUCCCAUGUCCCAGUCUGGAACGUUGUCCUUUAGUUAAAUCAUCUACCGUCACGUUGAACUUGGAGUUUAUUCCAUCAUUCGCUGCUACCAAGGUUGUCGGAUCGCUAGCUGGGAUUAUCAAGCCGUACUUACCCGCUGUGUCGUUUGAUAAUCCAGAGGAUUUGUGUGCCUCGAAACAAGUAGAAUGUCCUCUGACGCCUGGAAAAUUGUAUCGCUACACUACUUCUGUUUUUAUCAAACCACAAUUCCCAAAUCUACGUCUUGACGCUAAGGUCCAAGUUUAUGGUGACAAAUAUGAGAUUGCUUGCGCAAUCAUACCUGUCGAAAUCGUAAAGCCUUCCAUGUCCACUUUGUCCGCAUGAAUUGAUUUUUUCAAAUCGCAAUGUAAUCGUGUCGUGGAAGAAGUUAUGACACCAAUUCUGUCCAUUUAUGACGAACUUGUAAGUUUUUGGCUAUUCGACAUUUACAACCAUUUAAUGAUUGAUAUUGGGAUUAAUCAGUAAUAUCUACCGGUGUAACUUUAUUACUAGUUGUACUUUAUUGAAUACUACUAUUUAUAAGACUGAAAGCAAUAAAAAUCUGUGAAACAAAGCGAGUAAAAACCA
This is a messenger RNA of Folsomia candida, 1056 nucleotides long. RefSeq names its product NPC intracellular cholesterol transporter 2. Bases 262 to 813 code for a protein of 183 amino acids. Gene Ontology annotation, molecular function: sterol binding. The transcript has 2 exons. NCBI's taxonomy places the organism in Eukaryota, Metazoa, Arthropoda, Collembola, Entomobryomorpha, Isotomidae. Gene Ontology annotation, biological process: sterol transport. The record is from RefSeq and is a predicted model, not a curated record.